UCCGCAGGCUUUUAUUUUGAAAGGCUGCGAGUGAGAGCGGAACUUUCUACAGAGCUAACAGCUAGCGGCUAACAGCUAGUGGCUAACGGUUAGGAGACGGCGGCUAGUUGGUCCGGGUCCCGGUCCCGGUCCCGGUCCCAGUCCCAGUCCCAGUUCCUGGUCUCGGUCCCGGUCUCGGUCUCUCAACUCCGUCACCGACUGAAGACGCUCGUGGAAGGUGCUGGUGCGCGCGCACGCGUCCAUGGCUACGGAGGAGUUGUACGAAGUGGAGCGGAUCGUGGACAAGAGGAAGACAAAGAAGGGGAAGGUGGAGUACCUGGUGAGGUGGAGAGGGUAUGGGUCUCAGGGGGACACCUGGGAGCCGGAGACGCACCUGUCCACCUGCAUGGUCUAUGUCCACGAGUUCAACCGCCAGAGAGACGCCGUCUUCCUUCGCUCCACCCGCAGGUCCCCCAGCCUCCACCUUAGCCCCGCCCACCGCCCGCCCUGCAGGCUGCCACCCACCCUGCAGGCCGCCGCCCCCUCACCUGCAGACUGCAUCCAGGUGCCACCUCACCCCCCACCCCCUGGUCUGACCCCCCCACCCGACAGGUUCAGCAGCGGGUCCAUGUCUGCGUCUCCAGCGCGCCGCAGUGUGGACCUGUCCAAGACCGGCAUCAAGAUCCUGGUUCCCAAGAGUCCGAUGAACGGGCGGCCGGACUCGGACGCGUCUCCCAGUGAGGCGGCUCACAGCCUGGAGGCCGGGGGCCAGGAGGUCCCGGAGGUCCCGGAGGUCCCGGAGGUCCCCCCAGAGGUGGCCCUGCUGGAGAAACCUGCUGGAGUCCAGCUGGGGCCCGGAGAGGAGAGGGCCCGCAUGGGGUCCAGACCCCGCAGCCAGAACCCCCUGGCCCCCCCUCGAGUCCCCAUCACACCUGCAGCCAUGCGCUCCCUCAGUGGAACCGGAAACGCUAUGAUGGAGGCUGUCGCCGCCAGCGGCAUGUCCGGCGUGCAGAGUGCUGUUGCCGGGGCAACCAGCGUGACGGGGAAGCGGCGCCUGGAGGAACGUUCUGCGUUCGACAAGCGUCUGAGGUUCAGCGUUCGCCAGACGGAGAGUUCCUACCGCUACCGAGACAUCGUGGUCAAGAAACAAGACGGCUUCACUCACAUCCUGCUGUCCACCAAGAGCUCCGAGAACAACACGCUCAACCCAGAGGUGAUGAAGGAGAUCCAGAGCGCCAUGGCGACGGCAGCGUCAGACGACAGCAAGCUGGUUUUACUCGGCGCCGUUGGCAGCGUCUUCUGCUGUGGCCUCGACUUCCUGUAUUUCAUCAGACGCCUGACGGACGACAGGAAGAAGGAGAGCAUCAAGAUGGCCGAAACCAUCAGAACCUUCGUCAACACCUUCAUCCAGUUCAAGAAGCCCAUCGUGGCGGCGGUGAACGGGCCGGCGCUCGGCCUCGGGGCGGCCAUCUUGGCUCUGUGUGACGUGGUGUGGGCCAAUGAGAAGGCUUGGUUCCAGACGCCGUACACGUCCUACGGCCAGACGCCCGACGCCUGCUCCUCCUUCACCUUCCCCCGAGUCAUGGGCCUGGCAUCGGCCAGCGAGCUGCUGCUGGGCUCCAGGAGGCUCACGGCCCAGGAGGCCUGCUCUAAGGGUCUGGUGUCCCAGGUCUUGUGGCCGGGGACCUUCACCCAGGAAGUGAUGCUGAGGGUCAAGGAGCUGGUGGCUGUGGACUCGCUGGUUCUGCAGGAGUCCAAAUCCCUGAUGAGGACCACCAGCCGCGGGGCCCUGGAGCAAGCCAACGAGCGCGAGUGUGAAACCCUCAAGAGAGUUUGGGGCUCAUCUCAGGGGACGGACUCCAUCCUGCAGUACCUGCAGAGGAGGACCGAGCUCUGCUAGGACCUGGACCUGGAACACGGUUCUAAGUCAGCACGUGGACAGGAACCAUGACGUUCCUUCUGUAAACUUCUGUAAACAUUUCUGAUUUCAGCAGCAGAACAUGUUAGCCUAGCUUUAGCCAUAUUAGCUUGUAGCAUGUCAGCUUACUGAAGGUCUGAGGGCUCUGCUCUGUGGAUUGAUCAAAUGUUGAGUGCUAAGCUAAGCUAGCCAUUCCCCUUCCGUCCUAUCUUCAUGCUAAGCUAGGCUAACAGUCCUGCAGCGCCCCCCUGAGGACAGAUUACAUCCUGCAGUUAUGAACUAAAGUCACACCAGACAUGGCCCAGUCCCCGGUCCGGACUCUGUGGACUGGGUGGACUCUGGGACUGUUGGACGGGUCCAGAAACUAAAUUCACGGCCCAGUAGAAACUUUGGUUUGUCUUUUUUAUUUUUAUUAUUUCAAAAUGAAAACAUGUAAAAUAAAGAGUGUGAAUAAAGAAGAGAAACAAC
Mugil cephalus (flathead mullet) is the source of this 2365-nucleotide messenger RNA. RefSeq names its product chromodomain protein, Y-like (gene cdyl). The transcript has 8 exons. Bases 242 to 1879 code for a protein of 545 amino acids. Gene Ontology annotation, molecular function: transcription corepressor activity. NCBI's taxonomy places the organism in Eukaryota, Metazoa, Chordata, Actinopteri, Mugiliformes, Mugilidae. The record is from RefSeq and is a predicted model, not a curated record. Gene Ontology annotation, cellular component: nucleus.